This is a messenger RNA of Heteronotia binoei (common prickly gecko), 2225 nucleotides long. It is a transcript of the gene IGF1, whose product is annotated as insulin like growth factor 1. Lineage: Eukaryota; Metazoa; Chordata; Lepidosauria; Squamata; Gekkonidae. Gene Ontology annotation, cellular component: extracellular region. The transcript has 5 exons. The record is from RefSeq and is a predicted model, not a curated record. Bases 259 to 759 code for a protein of 166 amino acids. Gene Ontology annotation, molecular function: growth factor activity; hormone activity.
GCUGUUUCCUGUCUACAGUGUCUAUGUAAUGUAGAUAAAUGUGAGGAUUUUCUCUAAAUCCCUCUUCUGUUUGCUAAAUCUCACUGUCACUGCUAAAAUCAGAGCAGAUAGAGCCUGCGCAAUGGAAUAAAGUCCUCAAUAUUGAAAUGUGACAUUGCUCUCAACAUCUCACCUCUCUCUGGAUUUCUUUUCUUUUUUUUUUUCCUCCUCAUUAUUACUGCUAACCAAUUCAUUUCCAGAGUUUGCACUUAAGAAGCAAUGGAAAAAAUCAACAGUCUUUCAACACAAUUAUUUAAGUGCUGCUUUUGUGAUUUCUUGAAGGUGAAGAUGCAUACUGUGUCCUACGUUCAUCUCUUCUACUUUGGCCUCUGUUUGCUUACGUUAACCUGUUCCUCUGCUGCUGCUGGACAUGAGACGCUUUGUGGAGCUGAGCUGGUUGAUGCUCUUCAGUUUGUGUGUGGAGAAAGAGGUUUUUAUUUCAGUAAACCAGCAGGGUAUGGAAGUAAUAGACGUGUAAACCCCACCAAAGGAAUAGUGGAUGAAUGCUGUUUCCAGAGCUGUGACCUGAAGCGCCUGGAGAUGUACUGUGCACCUGCCAAACCACCAAAAUCAGCACGGUCUGUACGUGCUCAGCGCCAUACUGAUAUGCCUAAAGCACAAAAGGAAGUGCAUUUGAAGAACACAAGUAGAGGAAGCACAGGAAACCGGAACUACAGAAUCCCAAUCCCCAAAGCGCUCCGCCGGCACAAGCCCCAUUGAGGACUGGAGCCUUAAGCAAGGAGCUUGCCUGCAUCAAACUUACACACGGGCAAGCUUCCUUUUACUAUACAGUAGAUGAAAACAACUUUUACUUUGAGGUAUGACAGAGAGACUAACCAAGCCCGAGCGUUUACCUGAGGAAAAAUCAAUUGCGACCCAAGGAGAGCUGUGAAGCAACUGAAGCACCGCACUGGUACAUUUGAACAAGUUUUUCUGCAGAUAUCUGCCAGCCAUCCACACACAAAAUUUCUUAGUGAUAACAUAUUGCUUUUAAAAAACAAAAUCAGAAUGCGGUCAGGAAUGUUAUGAGAGACUUUGGAAUUCUACAGGUAUUUUUACCCAUGCAUCCUCAGAGGCUAAGAUUACCAAAAUUGCUUUCAAACUUCUGAUGUUAUCUGCCUGAGUCCAAUAGCAUCUACUCUUAGAAGCCAACUAGACUGGCUGAUACCUGGAUGCAUGACCUCCUACAAAUCUAGGUUGUUGUAGGUAGUCCUCUAUUGAUAACUUAUUUCUGUACUGAACUGCCAAAAGUCUAAAUGCUGAAAUGAAUGUCCAAAUGGUUUUCUAACAGACAGUUGUUUCAGAGAAAACUAUGAAUGAGUCCCAUACCCCUUAAGCCAGGAGUCUAAUCCAUACCAGUGUUUAGAAGGGAUGGGAAUGUAUGGAGGCAUUUGCAAUUUUUUAAUAUCACCACAAAGCCACUGUUUCUAAUGGUAAAACAGGGAAGUAAUGAAGGGCACAUUUGCUCAUGUUGGCACAAGUCCUGCUGAGCUGAACGGGCAAUGCUCCAGUACAACGCUUUGUAGGUUGGGCUGUAAAUGUCUGGAUUUGUAUAGUGCUUAGCUUUCUUUCUGAUCUUGCAAAAUGAAAAGUGUCAUAAUGUGAUGACAGGCAAAUGAUAUUUCAUACUGUGUAUGUAACAUUGCUGUGUUGCAAACUCCCCCCCCCCACUGUCCCCCACCAUAUCAAAUACUUCAACAGUACCGUCCAUCCACAAACACACAGCAAAGUUAAGCAUCUUGAUACUGACCAAAAGAUACUGACCUGCUCAAUCAACAGGCCACUCAGAACCAUUUAGCCAGGUUCCCUGCUCUGUGCAACCUGUCCAACCUGGUAAAUACUGUUCCAAAAACAAUUGUGUAUUCAUGCUUUUUAAGGCCUCUUUAUAUAUCUUUACCAUAAUUAGUCCAAAACAUCUCAAUAGUGAGCUAUCGAGUUUUCAUUCUUUCAAAAAUAAGCAACCUACAUUGAUGGCAGUUUUUUUAAAAAAGGGCUCAGUCAUACUGUUCUCAUAAAGGCUACUGCAACUUUUGGUUUGUAGAAUGUACUGAAACGUUUGUCAACCCCUCUUGGGAUCCAGUCCAUAAUGUGAAACAUUACUGUAAGAGGGUAUCUUUCUAAUGUAUUUGUAUGUAUAGUUUACACCUCUGUGAGGUCUAAUAAAGAAUAAUGGUUAAUAAACAUCA